UUCAGCAACCGGAAAACAUCGGCGAGGUUCAGAAAGAAUUUAAAUGUUUGGUUCAAAGUUGACAGCAAGUUUUUCUUAUUUUAUUUGACUUUGAAUUCAUAGAUUUUUUUAACUUGGGGAAUUGUCCGAGAUGAUACAGGCUUUAAAAGGUGUCAGACACGUAACGUCCGGUACAAUGAAGCAAGCAGUUACAGAGCUCUGCGUACCAGUCCCAUGGGGGGAGAUCAGAGGUAAAGUCUGGGGUCCUGAUCACGGUCACCCAGUUUUGUGCCUGCAUGGCUGGGCAGACAACUGUGGGACGUUCAACACGCUGCUCCCUCUUCUACCUAAAGACUUCAGAUAUGUUGCAAUGGACCUGGCAGGUCACGGCUGCUCAUCCCACCGUCCUCCUGGAGUUCUGUAUGCCUUCCCCUCUUACGUGAUGGACGUGCGCAGAGUUGUUGAUGCUCUACAGUGGAGCAAAUUCUCCAUCAUUGGCCACAGCAUGGGUGGUAACAUAGCUGGAAUGUUCUGCGCUCUCUAUCCAGAAAUGGUGGAUGCCUUGGUGCUGCUGGAUUCCUACGGAUUCUUACCUACAGAUCCGAAAGAAAUGCCCAAAGUAUUACGAGAGGGGCUGGAUGAGAUGAUAGAGUUUGAAAAGAAGAUGGGAGAAAAGAAGACGAGACUUUACACUUACGAAAAAGCCGUUGAGAGGCUAUUGGCUGGAAACCCAAGUUUGUCUGAGGAGUCUGCAAAGAUCCUCCUAGAGCGAGGUCUAGUUAAAGUUGAAGGAGGAGUUCUGUUCUCCAGAGACUUUCGGAUCAACCUGAGGAACGUAGCACGGAUCAGUCUGGAGCAGAGUCUGGAGCUGCAGUCAAGAAUAGAAGCCCCUGUCCUUGUUGUUCUAGCAGAAAGUGGCUUUGAGAAAAUGUUUACCGAGCCUGAUCAGAAGAAAUAUACUUCAGCUCUUCUUCAGGCCUUCAGGGACCGACGUAACACGGUGGUGCAGGUUCCAGGCAAUCAUCACGUCCACCUGAAUGACCCUGAAGUGGUCGCACCGCUUGUGUCAGAGUUCCUGCAGAACAAAGCACUCUCAGCGUCAACAGGGUCAGACGUUGUUCAUCCUCCUAAGUUAUAGUGAACACACUAUAGAACAAACUUUCAUCUUUCAAAUUUGAUCAAUUUUUGCGAUUCAAGGUUGUGAAUUCUGCAUUAAUCCAGCUCUGUUUACUCUCGCUGCGGGGCUCAGAAGUAAAACCUCAAGAUGUUUUACUUGUGAUUAACUAUUGCAUUAAAUACACAUAAGUAUUUAACCUGUUUUAACAUGAUUUUCAUUUACUCAACUAGAAUCUGUGAUGACAGCUUCUGCCUUAUGAGCAAGUGAACAAACCAUGAGUGAGAACCAUGGUUCUCAAAGGAAUAAUUAGAUUGUGUGUCUUGCUCUGUAUCAAGGGCAGUCAGAGUAUAAAAUUAAAGAUCAAAAUGUAGAUUAAAUAAAGAAACACAUACAUUAAAAUUGUAAAUAUUGGUCUGAUAACAUUUUUAUUGUCAGGCCAAUAGUGUUUCCAUUACUUUUUUUAAUAAUGGAGU
Messenger RNA from Gambusia affinis (western mosquitofish), 1569 nucleotides. It is a transcript of the gene serhl, whose product is annotated as serine hydrolase like. The transcript has 12 exons. NCBI's taxonomy places the organism in Eukaryota, Metazoa, Chordata, Actinopteri, Cyprinodontiformes, Poeciliidae. The record is from RefSeq and is a predicted model, not a curated record. The coding region runs from base 131 to 1117 and encodes 328 amino acids.